CACACAGAGCAUUUCUACUUUCCAGCACCACAUUCUGGGCUGCAUACCAUCAAUACCUCUGUAGCAUGAAUGGUGACAGCAGUCAGCAGGUACAGGUGUCAUGCUCGUUCACACUUCCAGUGUUUUCAUGGCUCGUUCUGCGCCUCUGCGGCACGUUUGUCCUUCGUGAUCAUAGUAUUUUGUGGACUCUUCACGAAUAUAACGUGUGGGACAUUGUUGCAAGUCUACAAGUGUGUGGGUUUGUGAUUCUCCCGCUGUGGGGUCUUAUCACUGUGGAGGUUGGAAAGUGACUUUACGCACAAGCUCUCCAUCCAAAGUCACCACCGAUCGGAAGACUUGGAAGUAAUUACUGCGCGCUGGGAUGGCAGAGGAAACCCCCAACGAUUCCUUCCCAGAUCUAAAAGAAGUGGAAAAUAAGGUUGGCAGGAAAACACCGGAAAGUCUUCUGAUCUGGAUGAGGGAUGCUGCGGACUGCGAAGACGGUUGGAGGUCUGAUGUGGUGGACAGGGGAGACCGCAGCUCUGCCCUCAGCGAUAGCUUUUCUGACAAAAUAAGCCACUUGAAACAAGACAUGAGGUGGCUGCGUUCUGCCGAUGUGAAGAUUCUGCGCCAGCUGGUGGCCGUGCACGAGGGUAUCGAGGCCAUGCGUUGGCUAAUGGAGGAGCGGGUCGCCUUCGCCAGCCAUGGCAGCAGCUUGACAGGAAGCCUGAGCAGCCUGGUGACUGUGGAGGAGCACGAGCCCUCGAUGUCCCCCUACAGAGAAAGUCCAACUCAGGAUUUGACUGAUACCUCUGGUGAGGAAUCAGCAGAUCACCCACCACACCCUGAUGAUGGUGAUUCAAACCAACAGAGCUACUUUGACAGGCAGAUCCCCAAGUCUACUGAAGCAAGAUAUCCCAGUCCUUCAACCUCCAAGUUUGAAGUCAGUCGUUCCACACCUGGCAGGCACAAUCGAGCAUCAUCUAGUUCUGCCAACAGUAUGGUUAGUGCCAAAUUACAAAGGUCACAACCACAAGACAUCAAAACCGGUGCGGACGCCAUCAGAAGAGCUCUCCUCAGAUCUAACAGGGCAAAGAGAGAAGUGAAAGCAGAUAAUGGUAUCUUUUCCCUCACUAAACAGUCCGGAGAGACACCGACAGAGCACCAAACUCAGGAGACUUUCAGAGCCUCUCAGAACAGUACGAUUGAAGAGGAAGAGAGUGCGCCCAAUAGAGAGACGGCGUUGUUGGGCUAUGAUGCUCAGUGGUGCUGGGUGGAGUCACAGGACGAUGUGACAUUUCUGUGAUCUCCUAUAAGCAUCAUUUAAAUGUUUGAUCUCUGAUCUGAAGCGAUUCCCUUCAACUGCCAGUAAUACAGUGGGAUUUAAAAAUGCACAAAUGAAUAAUGCUGAAAGAUGAACGUGUCACUGUCUCUUUUUCACUACUCCUCUGCUUUUGAUUCAGAUGUACACUGUUUGAUGUGUGUAUUUUAGUAGUUCCAUAGAAAAACAAAUGUUUAAAUAAAAAGUAAGGAAACCACACAAGUUUCAAAGCUCUUUUAGAAGAUAUGAUAAGAAAUGGUAUGUCCUUGUCAAAUAAAUGUUUUACACACUGAAUUGCAGAGAUAUUGAUCAUGAAAUGUUCUGACUUUUUCAUUAGCUUGCACUGAAUUGCAUUUGAUUGUCUAAUCUUUUUCACAAAACAAGAAUGGCUGUCAAUACUUUCUUGUGCUUAUUUCUCACAUAUUGUUCACUCUCUUUGAAAUCUUUCAUAAUUAUAGAUACAGGGCAACAAUAAAUAUGUGAGGAUUUUAAAGAUGAUGCCAUUGUUCUGCUUACAAUGUUAUGCCAU
Molecule: messenger RNA, 1829 nt
Organism: Cottoperca gobio
Lineage: Eukaryota; Metazoa; Chordata; Actinopteri; Perciformes; Bovichtidae
Product: leucine rich adaptor protein 1-like
Exons: 3
Coding region: 362-1285 (307 amino acids)
Biological process (GO): positive regulation of cytokine production; positive regulation of canonical NF-kappaB signal transduction
Source: RefSeq, a predicted model, not a curated record